UGAAAAGCGGUUGGCAUCGCUUUGCAGGUCAGUGUUCGCCUGUCUUUCACCCCUAGUAUGUACGUUCUGCCUAUCUGGUAACGUCAUGACUCAUGUAAAUGAUGGGGAGGCAGAAAAAUGCCUGAAAGAGCCCAAAAAGGAAGAGGUAGAAUCUGCGACCGAAGUUGCAGCUUCAAUUUUUGAUCUAAGAUUUGAUCCUUCGAAUAAAUCUAACAAAAACACACAAAAGAAAUUGUAUCCUCAGAUUCUUGCCUGUAUUGCAACCGCAUCAUUUCAUCUACCAGUGGGGAUUGUAGUCGCUUAUUCUGCAAUCCUUAUUCCACAGCUUGAACACUCACAAGAAAUCCCAGUUACAAAAGAGCAAACAGGAUGGAUUGCAAGCCUGCCUGUCAUGGUAGUGCCUAUCGGAGCUCUACUCACUGGCCUAUGUAUGGACAAAAUCGGAAGGCUUAACACGAUAAGAGUUGCCUGUGUUCCUUACAUUAUCGGAUGGAUUUUAAUUGCCCUUGCGGACAACAUAUGGAUGUUAUAUAUAGGAAGGUUUCUCACUGGAUUUACUCUUGCAAUGGGUCCAAGUCCAGCUAUCGUUUAUAUCACAGAAGUGGCAAGACCUGAUCUGAGAGGAUCUCUCAUUUGUACGGGACCAUCUAUGACAAGUUUUGGGAUGUUGUUAAUUUACAUAAAGGGAGCAAUGCUGUAUUGGCGAACAGUUGCAUGGUUGGGCAUUGCCUACUGUAUACUUCCGAUAUUAUUUAUGUUUUUAUGGGCUCCAGAAAGCCCAGUAUGGCUGCUUUCAAAAGGAAAAAAAGAAAAGGCUCUGAAAAGCUUUAAAUUCUUAGCACGAGCUGAUGAAGACGAUGGAAUUGCCGAACGACAAGUUGCAUCCGUUUUAAAAGAGAUAGUUUCCAAGAGAGCAAACGUGGAUAAAGAAGAUCCAUUGAUUACUAGGUUUGUCCAAGGUUUCAAAAAGCCAACAGGGUAUAAACCCCUGUUCAUCCUCGUUAUGCUAUUUUUCUUCCAACAGUAUGCAGGGAUAUAUAUCACAAUAUUUUAUGCUGUCACAUUCUUUGAGGAAGUUAACAGUGGUUUGGAUCCAUAUGUAUGCACAAUAAUGAUUGGUUUGAUUCGCAUGUUAGUUGGUCUUGUGACAUCAGUUCUACUUAAAAGAUACGGAAGAAGGAUUUUAUGCAUAUCCAGUGGCCUUGGAAUGACUGUGAUGCUAACGAUUUCUGCUUAUUAUACAAGACUGAUAGCUAUAGGUGAAUUAUCGUCAAGUUGGAUUCCUGUAGCCUGUAUGUUGAUGUACAUGUCUCUGAGUGUAAUCGGUUUGAUGUCAAUUCCAUGGACGAUGACUGCUGAAUUGUUUCCAUUGGAAAUACGAGGGCUGGCCCAAGGCCUUGUAGUAUCUCUUGCUCAUGUAAUUAUGUUUUCAGCAUUAAAAAUUUAUAGAACGUUGCCAGAUCUGCUUGGAGGGUCCUGGGGUGUCCAGUUGCUCUUUGCUUGUAUGUCUCUAGGAUCUGUACUAUUUGUGUACAUCUUUUUACCAGAGACCCACAUGAAAAAACUGUCUGAUAUUCAGAAUUAUUUCAAUUACAAUACUAUAUACCUCAGAGCAAAGAGACAUUCAACAAAUAACAAUGGAUCACAUGUGAUAUAGAAGUUAUUUUUGUACUGAUUUAUCUUUGAUUGAUAAUUAAUUCAAUUAUAAAUGUACUUAUAUAUUCAAAGACCCCAUCAAUACUCACGAGUAUCAUUAACAAUUUUAACUCAUGUCAUUUAAAAGGGACCUGAAAUUUUUAUGCUAAAAAAAUUAAUUAAAAUAAAUACGAAAUUAUUUUAUUGUAUCAGA
Molecule: messenger RNA, 1849 nt
Organism: Cimex lectularius (bed bug)
Lineage: Eukaryota; Metazoa; Arthropoda; Insecta; Hemiptera; Cimicidae
Product: facilitated trehalose transporter Tret1-2 homolog
Exons: 8
Coding region: 86-1657 (523 amino acids)
Biological process (GO): transmembrane transport
Cellular component (GO): membrane
Molecular function (GO): transmembrane transporter activity
Source: RefSeq, a predicted model, not a curated record